Molecule: messenger RNA, 746 nt
Organism: Hippocampus zosterae (dwarf seahorse)
Lineage: Eukaryota; Metazoa; Chordata; Actinopteri; Syngnathiformes; Syngnathidae
Gene: mblac1
Product: metallo-beta-lactamase domain containing 1
Exons: 2
Coding region: 1-654 (217 amino acids)
Source: RefSeq, a predicted model, not a curated record
AUGGCUUUCUCUGAUGACUUCCAAAAAAUCCUUCUACGCGAAACUCAGCUGGACUUUCCCGGCAAGCCAUACUCGGUGUCGGUACUGAAAGUGGGCUACUAUCACCCGCAGCCCGAUGGAACAUUUCGAGCCGACGGAACCGUCACGCUCAUUACGGGAGAUGGCAACAACAUUCUGGUAGACACCGGCGGACCUUGGAGCAGGGACUUUCUCGUGGAAAGUCUCCGGAAAAAGGGCCUGGAGCCCGGUGACAUUCACUUGGUCGUAGGGACUCACGGCCAUUCUGACCACGUGGGGAACCUUAAUCUUUUCCCGUCUGCUGUGGUCAUCGUGGGGUAUGACCUCAGCCGAGGAGACAUAUAUCGGCCCAAUAAGAUGGCACAGGGGCACGCGCACGUCGUAGACGAGCACGUGUGUGUGGUUCCCAGUCCAGGCCACAGCGGUCAGGAUGUGAGCGUCCAGGUGAAGGGAACAUCGGUGGGUACGAUUCUGGUGGCUGGGGACCUAUUCGACUGCUGUGCCGAUGACGACACGUGGCGGGACUUAAGUCUGAACCCUGCUGCGCAGGAGACGAGCCGCCAACAGGCGCUCCGCACCGCUGACAUCAUCAUACCGGGUCACGGCCUCCCGUUUCGGGUCCUUCGAAAUUCCUGAAACCAGGAGUCGGGAGCUUGGAUUGACUUGACGAUACACAUUGAAAUAUGAAAAGUAUUACAAAGUGAAAAUGGAAGAAUUUUGUUCAUACU